This is a messenger RNA of Eptesicus fuscus (big brown bat), 4536 nucleotides long. RefSeq names its product serine/threonine kinase 17b (gene STK17B). The coding region runs from base 314 to 1432 and encodes 372 amino acids. Gene Ontology annotation, cellular component: nucleus. Gene Ontology annotation, molecular function: protein serine/threonine kinase activity; ATP binding. The record is from RefSeq and is a predicted model, not a curated record. Gene Ontology annotation, biological process: intracellular signal transduction; protein phosphorylation; positive regulation of apoptotic process. The transcript is spliced from 8 exons. NCBI's taxonomy places the organism in Eukaryota, Metazoa, Chordata, Mammalia, Chiroptera, Vespertilionidae.
AAACCUCAACUGUAGGCUCGGGUCCCCGUCGCCGUCGCCGUCGCCGCCGCCGCCCGGAGCCACCUCGCAGGGGCCGGGAGCCACCUCACAAGGGGCCGGGUCACCGCUGGGGGCCGUGGUGCGGAAGAACACAGGCGGGUCCUGCCCGAGGCGGAGCUGCCGGACCCUCGCCGGGUGGAGCUGGGACCGUCCUGCCGUGGCCGCCGGCGCGGGGCGGACGGGAGACCCUCGGAGGGGCCGCUCCGAGAGGACCCGCCGCGGCCCGAGAGGUAAGAAGAAGUGACUGAAAAGGCAUAUCUGGACGCCAUCUAAGAUGUCGAGGAGAAGAUUUGAUUGCCGAAGUGUUUCAGGCUUGCUAACUACAACUCCUCAAACGCCAAUGAAAAUGGAAAACUUUAAUAAUUUUUAUACACUGACAUCUAAAGAGCUAGGAAGGGGGAAGUUUGCUGUGGUUAGACAGUGUAUAUCCAAGUCCACCGGCCAGGAGUACGCUGCCAAGUUCCUAAAGAAGCGAAGGAGAGGCCAGGAUUGCCGCGCAGAGAUUCUGCACGAGAUCGCCGUGCUUGAAUUGGCCAGGUCCUGUCCCCAUGUGAUUGAUCUCCAUGAAGUCUAUGAAAACACAAGUGAAAUCAUCUUGGUAUUGGAAUAUGCUGCAGGUGGAGAAAUUUUCAACUUGUGUUUACCUGAGCUGGCAGAAAUGGUCUCUGAAAGUGACAUUAUCAGACUCAUCAAACAAAUACUUGAAGGAGUUUAUUAUCUGCAUCAGAAUAACAUUGUGCACCUUGAUUUAAAGCCACAGAAUAUAUUAUUGAGCAGCAUAUACCCUCUUGGGGACAUAAAAAUUGUAGAUUUUGGAAUGUCUCGAAAACUAGGAAAUGCGUGUGAACUUCGGGAAAUCAUGGGGACACCUGAAUACUUAGCUCCAGAAAUCCUGAAUUAUGAUCCUAUUACCACAGCUACAGAUAUGUGGAAUAUUGGUAUAAUAGCCUAUAUGUUAGUAACUCAUACAUCCCCAUUUGUGGGAGAAGAUAAUCAAGAAACAUACCUCAAUAUAUCUCAAGUUAAUGUCGAUUAUUCAGAGGAAACUUUCUCAUCAGUUUCACAGCUGGCCACAGACUUUAUCCAGAGUCUUUUAGUAAAAAAUCCAGAGAAACGACCAACAGCAGAGAUCUGCCUCACUCAUUCUUGGCUACAGCAAUGGGACUUCGGAAACUUGCUUCUCCCUGAAGAAAUGUCUAGUCCCCCUCAAGGUCAGGACCACACGACAAGGUCCCCUGAAGAGAAGACUUUGAAAUCCUCCUGCAAUGGCACCUGUGAGGAUCGAGAAGACAAAGAGAACAUCCCAGAGGACAGCAGUGUGGUUUCCAAAAGAUUCCGCUUUGACGACUCGUUGCCCAGCCCCCACGAACUGGUUCCAGAUGUGCUCUGCUAGCACUCCUCUCUCUGACUCAUGUGGACCGAACUUGGAAUUUGAAAUCCACGCCAGUGUGUGACUGGUUUGUAGCUUUAUAUGUGGCCUGUUCAUAUUGUAAAUGCACUUUUGCAUAGGAGAAUUUAGGAAAUUGUUUUAAAAUGGCAUUACUAGUUACUAGCAUAAUUUCAUUUCCUAUCCUGAAAUACCACUAUGCAGAGAAGAAAAGACUUAAAUAUAUAACCAAAAAUAAAAGUGUGCAUUGGAAUAAUUUAAGUUCAAAUGGAUUUAUCAAAAUGUUUUAUAUAUCAGGAAAAAAGAGUGAUUUGAGUUAUAUUAUGGUUGAUGUAAACUGAAAAAAAUGAAGAGCUAUUUUAUAUUUGAAGAUGUUUUUGAUUGCUGUUUUGAAAUUACAUAAGAUUCCCAUUAUAUGUAGUCUGCUCUAUGAGAUAGGUCCUUUACCCAGAGCAGGGGGCGGGGGGUGGUUACGAACCAGAACAGGGAUGUUACAUACAAGUUAGAGCAGAGGGAAGAGGAGCAUGGCAUUUCACUCUCCAUCUUCUUCAGAUGUAAUCGGAUCCGAUGAAUGAAAAAUAUGGUUUACAAGGCUAGAGGAUUUUCAUCUUCCAGAAUUUCUAGAGUAGAAGAUACUUAGGGAAAACUGAGUGCGCUCCAUUUUCAGUCGGCCAAACACCUUAAUUAAUUGACUUAGAAGAAAAUGCUGACAGACUUAGGUGACUUACCGAAUUCUAGAUGUCUUCUAAGUCUUGAGAUAAAGCCAGGUAUUCAGCGUGCUAACAGUGUGCGUUUCAAAAGUCACAGCACCCGUGGACUGUGAACGCAAUGCCGGAGUCAGCAAGGUAGGUGUGGUCAUCAAACACGAUGCCGUUCGCUCUUCUGAAGCCCCCGUGUCAGUGCCCAGUGGUGGUGCGGCUCACAGAGGGCCUUCUGGUGGGACCAGUGCCAGUAGGUCCCUGGGGACAGCAGGACGUGUGCUCGGGGCCAGUUCACUCCUGGGCGAUCUUCGGGGACUACUCACAAGUCUAUUAUACUGUCAUGUUAAGGUCAUUGUAGUCAUUAUAUCCCCAGCAGUUCUUGAAGGAAAGUUAUUUCUAUUUGUGUGUGUAUAUAUGUACAGGUAUAUGUAUAUAUGUAAAGAGAGAGAAAAUAGUCUUUAGACAACUUUGUCUAGGCAUUCCUCACUCUGUUGUGCUCAACUCAGGUGCCAAAGGAGCUCUUGUCUUAUGACAUAUGAAUAUAUGAAUAUACAUAUAAAUUCUAUAAGGAGCAGUUUGUUGGGUCAAUAAACUAGUCAUUGUGAAAACUAAACUGGGUUCUUAUAUGUGUAAAACUGAUGAGUUUUUUCUAAAUUGUUGAUUGUCCAUUUAUUUACCUUCAGUAUUAAGGUAAUGCAGGUAAAGCUUAGUAAGCCAUUGGAAAAAGAGAAAAUGAUUACUUUUACAAAAGACCAUAUUAUAUAUUUAAAUUUCUAGAGAAAUUGUGCCAUACUAAAAAAAAAAAAAAAAAAAAAUCAAGAAAUGUCAGAAUUUUGAAUUAUAAGCCAGUUCUUAAAAUAUAUUUUAUACUAGCUUUCUUUUACUCUUAGGAAUAUUAAAAUACUUUAUAUACUGCCUCUUAGUUAAUAGAAUACACAGAGUUGUAAAUUUCCAGACCUUUUUUCCUAACAAUUUCUAUUGUAAAAAAAAAAAAAAGCACAUAAACAGUAUUCAAUUUUUUUCAUAAGGGUGAAUUUAAAUAUUUUCACUGAUUGGAAUGUAAAAAUAAAGCAAAGCCAUCUUUAGAGAGACGUUAUUAACAAAUGACUCAAUUCUUAUUUUUUUUCCUCCCAAGAUUGAAAGCAAAUGUCUGUCACAAGCAGAUGAUGUAUCUGACUGAAGCAGGAGUCUAGAGAGCCCCUGUGAGGUGAACUGGUAUCUGGAAACACGUCUGAGGAGUAGUGUGAACCUGAUGAAUCUAUAGAAUUUAACUUUCCUCUUGGAUUAGAUCCCUAGCGAGGGGAGGUUAAAGAGGAGUAGAAUAGCUGACAGUUACAAUUGCCAUUUAACUCCCCCCCCACACAAAGUUAACCUAACUCUGAGGAGUAAAAUUGUAAUGGCACUUAAAGAAGCCCAGCAGGGCCUGGUGGUCGGUUGUGAUGAGAGAAGGUGCUUGUGCCAGAGUCUAAAUCAGCACAUAGCUUCCUUCGUCAAGGAAGUCUUGCUGUAAGUCAGCCGGUUAGUGCUAGAAUUCAGCGGUCGCCAACCAUUCGGACCUCGCCGACCACCAGUGGCCCGGACCACUGGUUGGUGACCGCUGCUGGAACUGGUUUUCAUCUAGCUCGAGCUUCAUCUUUCCUUUUGGAUUGGUUGCAAAUAGUUCCCGGGCCAUACUUUGAAUAGCCUUGCUCUAAGCAACAUUAAUAAAUGUUGACAUUUUAUUUUUCUUAAAUGUUGGUAUUUUAUAACUGUUUACAUUUCCUCUGUUUAUUUUGAAUUUGCAGUUUGAUAUCUGACUUGGGAACAUCCUUAUUCAAUGUUGUGUAAACAAUUGUUCUUUAAUUUCAAAUUGUAUUAAAAUUAAGUUAUUCAACUUCCAGUUUGGGAAAUUACCAAUUUAUACUUUUAUGAAAGUCUAAAAAAACUUUAAUUGUAAAUUUCACACCAAUUACAACUGCCCUCCCACUUAGCUUUUAUUAAAUACUCAUGUUGCUUGAGGCAUAUUGAAUGACAUUGUUAUGAAAUGUUCAGUAACAAAACUUGUUACAUCAGCUUAAUGAUCCUUUUGGUUAAAAAUUGUAAGGCACUUUUGUUUACAUUUGUGGUUGUCUUUUGUUCUAAAGUGUUUCUAAAUGUAUUAUUCAUAAAAGCAGACCUUGCCUGGAGGUCCUAGCCUUUGACCCACAUCAUCUUUGAACUUCUUUCCCAACCCAGACGUGUCUAUUAGAUCUUGUCUUUUGGAAAAGUCACACAUAUUUGUGAACAAGGUCUAUUCCUUAGUAAUAAUAGAUACUUUAAGGAAAUGUCAGUGAAUGGCAGAGUACUACAUUACUAUGAAGACGAGUAAGGAAUUCUGAUUCACCACAAAUGGUUGAACUGUUAUGAUUUCUUUUCAGUUUAAAUGAAUUU